CCACGAUACCUUAUUUGUGGUUUCAGUGCACAGAACGUCGGCAGUGCUCUUUUAAAGUGAAUAAUGGAAGUCCAUAAUUCACGAAAAAUGAUGUUCACCAAGACUGAAACCGAGUACAAUAUGAAAUCUAUAAGAUUUCUAUUGUUGACGAUCACAACUAUGUUUAUUAUAAUAGCAGGUUUAAUGAUCGUCCUGGGAUUUUCCGUGUAUUCCCACUACCACACGUUCUCGUUCUUCUACGAGAGCGCCACAACGGGCCGGUUCUUUACGCCCUCUAUUCUCAGCAUUAUUAUGGGCAUGUUCCUUUUCAUCGUCACUCUAUUUGGGUUCUUCGGUAGCUUAAAACAGAGCACAUGCUUGGUUAACUUGUAUGCACUUAUUUUGGCGUUGAUGUUAAUAGGAAAAUUGGUCGUCGUGAUAUUAGCGUUUACAUUAGACACGCAGUCAUUGAGAAAUUACAUUUAUAUACCAGUGGCAGAAUAUGCUGACGAUCCAGAAAUUGCAAUGGAAAUUGACCGCUUACAAGUUUGCCUCAACUGUUGCGGAAGCAAUUCCUACUUGGAUUACGUGGGCAUGGAAUUCUCAUCUAAUCAAUCUACAGUGGUCGUGUCUACGAUUGUCAAUGGAGACCAAGUGUCAGUAAUAGUACCUGAGACCUGUUGCAUCACAAGAGGAAGUGAGUUUUGUACAGCUAUGAGGGCGAACAGUUGCAAGGCCGCGCUGGUCAAUUUGUUUGUACAGAACUCCAGUGUGAUUGGCGUUUUGGGUGUAUCUGUUAUGUUUAUACAGUUAUUGGGUGUUAUAUUUGCGAUCCUUUUAGCGAGAUGCAUCCGGAAAAUGAAAAGUGAAAAGGCUCUACAAUCUUGGAAAAUUAAGGAGCAAAUGAUUUUAGCGCGCGAAGAGAACAAUCAAAGUACACGCCACACAGAAGAUAAUGUUGCAGAUAGCGUUUACAUAGCCCAUCAUGAUUGUAGUACAGCUUGAAGAAAGACUAAAUAUAUAUUUUUAUUUUAAUGUAUUUAAUAUAUUAUACAUACUUUUAAUUAAACUUUGUUAAGUAAAGCUUUGCAUUUUGAAAAUUUUACAGCAAUUAACAGACUUUUGUUUGUUUUCUUAUAUUUAAAAUAUAUAUAAGGUAAAAUAAAAACUUAAUGUUGAAUGACUAUAUAUUUAAAAUUAAAAUACAUUAUAAAUGUACUUAUAAAUUGAUUAAAAUUGCAACCGGAGCAAGUGUUAUAUUAAAUACUUAGU
This is a messenger RNA of Nymphalis io (European peacock), 1251 nucleotides long. RefSeq names its product CD151 antigen-like. The transcript is spliced from 5 exons. Lineage: Eukaryota; Metazoa; Arthropoda; Insecta; Lepidoptera; Nymphalidae. Bases 64 to 984 code for a protein of 306 amino acids. The record is from RefSeq and is a predicted model, not a curated record. Gene Ontology annotation, cellular component: membrane.